Messenger RNA from Planococcus citri (citrus mealybug), 1128 nucleotides. RefSeq lists its product as uncharacterized. NCBI's taxonomy places the organism in Eukaryota, Metazoa, Arthropoda, Insecta, Hemiptera, Pseudococcidae. The transcript has 2 exons. The record is from RefSeq and is a predicted model, not a curated record. Bases 9 to 836 code for a protein of 275 amino acids.
ACUACGUAAUGAAAGAAAUACCAAUUUAUUCAUUCUGUUACGAUUCGAUUAAAAAGAAAACCUUGUUUACAAAUCAUGGUAUCAUAUUUCCGGAAUUAUUGCAUUCGAAAGCUCUAAAUUUGGAACGAAACAUACAAUACCAAAUGGCUAUGAUCGAGGAAUACGCUCCUUCAAAUUUAAUAGAAUUAGAAGCCGCAAUGAUGGCUGAGGCACAGGAAGGAUUUCAUUUGCAUUUAAUAGAUUUAAACAAGAGACCCAACUACAAAGCGGCGAAAUUUGUACCCUCCGAAGAUAAACCAUUCGCAUUAUGGAUAAAAUCCACUCAUCAAUACUUCAACGUCGAACUGCAACACGAAGUAUUAAUUCCACUUUGGGAUGAACUCAGCCAUCAUAUCAGACUCGACGCUAAAACUAAGUGGAUCAGGUACUGCAUAACCACCGGUGUAUUCGACUUGACUUCGUACUCAAGGACCGAUAACCAGUUAACAAAUGUAUGGGUGAAAAUGGUCUACGAAGUCUCAAACAUGCCUUGGGAAAACCCUUCUCACGCGAUGGUCAUUUUGAUGGAUAAUUUCAUCGAUUUUACAACACCUUCAGAUGAAGAAGAAAAUGAAAUGAAAGAAUACUGCGAGAAAAAUUUAUGCAUAGAUGAUUUGAAAGAAAGAUUCAAGAGAGUUGGUGGUCGCGUACGUUGUUGUUCUUUGACGGCUAAAAUGAGAGAAUUACUGGGUAUGGAAUUGCAGGAUACCACUUCGUCCAUGCCAGUUUUACUUAUACCUGGGAUAAAUGAUGAAGUCGCCGAAUCGAGUUCAUCAUUUAAAAAUAUUCUCAAUUAAAAAUCAGGGUACGUAAAGGGUAGAAAAACAAUGAGCAUUAAACUUCCUUCUUUUAUGAAUGAAAACAUCAGGGAAAGAUAAUGCCAUGUGAAUAAUUUUAUGAGUUGGUGAUUCUGGCCUGAUCACGCAGAUCCAUACUAAUUAGGUUCACAUAAUCACACGAGCAAAGGAUAUUCGUUCUAUACGUAUUACAUUAUUGUUAUUACGAAGCAUUAAAAUUCUACAUGGAAUUUGAAAACUAACUUACCCAUUGUAACAAUUAAUUUCUUAUCUUUACGAUGAAAAUUUGAUA